AUGUAAAUAGAUACGAGAGAAAAGAAUUAGAGAGAGUCCAAAUUCCUUUAAGUGUUAUAUGAAAUUUUGGAUGUAAAUCCAAUAUUGAUAAUAGUAGAAUUCAAACUAGAAUAUCGUUUAAUGGUCUGAUUCAGGCUUUUUUAUUUCCAGUGUUUAAACAUUUAAAACUAAUUUGUUGCCUCAAUAUUUUAAACACAAUAAAUACUCAAGUUUCUUAAGGCAAUUAAAUAAAUAUGGCUUUUAAAUAAAGGAAAAAUAAAAAGACUCUGUCAAGUUCAUUCACGAAAUUAUUAACUAAGACAAACGAGAACUAAAGAAAAAGUAAUUGAUUAAAAAACAAGAAAACACUUUGAAUCUUAGAGAAGAAAUUGUAGACAUGAGAUAAGAAUUGAUUAAGUUGCAAAAGCAAUAGACAAUCCUGAAAUAAUAAAUGGAAGCUUCCAAAAAAUUGAUGAGUUAUCUAUUCAAGAGUAUGACUCGAUUUAUUAAUGUAUAAAAAUCUCAUACAAACUAGGUUACUGCAUCCACUAUUGAUUAUUCAAAAGCUUUUUCAACAAUGCUAUUAUCCAACCUAAGCAAAGCCAUUCCCAAUGUAUCAGGAGAUCUAUUAUAAGUAUAAUUAAUUUCCAUUCUCAAACUAGCACUAACUUGGGGCUGCUAAACUAGCCUUUCCAGAUUUCUUUACAUCAACUUUUGUUACUCCGACAGCAAGCUUAUUCGGAACUCCAAUACCAUUUUAUAUCUCUAUGCUAUAAGAAUUAUUGUAUCUAAGGGAAAAUUGUAAUAAUAAAUGA
Paramecium octaurelia is the source of this 794-nucleotide messenger RNA. The record is from the annotation of a GenBank genome assembly. NCBI's taxonomy places the organism in Eukaryota, Ciliophora, Oligohymenophorea, Peniculida, Parameciidae.